UUUGAUUAAAAAAAAACAGCUAACUAUCAAACACUGCUGAGAGGAAGACUGAAGAGGGUAGAGAAGUUGCAGGGAUGUUGUUUAAUGAAUCCUGUGCGUUAUUUGAGGUUUUUGGACCCAGUUCUCGGUGUUUAACUCCAGUGGUUUUAAGGUUAGACUGCUGUAUUUUCUGACCGGCGGCUCCUCGGACACAUAGCGGGGCUUUAGAGGUGUUUAGUCGUGUUUAGCUCGGGUCCGUGUUUUGACUGGAAGGAGGAACAGCCUGAGACCAACAUGCUGAAGAUUCUCUCCAGACUGGUUGGACCAAAAUACACCUCUGUCGCUAAAGCGUGGGUUCCCACUCUACUUGGCUGGGGCGCUGCAGGUGCUGUGGCUGUCGUUCAUUUCACUGAUUGGCGCCUCAUUCUGGAUUAUGUGCCGUACAUCAAUGGCAAAUUCAAAAAAGAAGAGUAGUGUCAUUAAACAGCAUGGGAAUGUGAUUAUGGAGAGGGCUGCGACCUGAGAAUGGCCUGUGGGAUGGAGAGUGGAAUACAGUGCCCUGGCACAGUCUGUCUGAACCUGUAAAAUGAACAAUGUAUAUUUCUGUUUGUUAAGAUGAAUAAAUGUGUUUACCCAUUGCA
Messenger RNA from Astyanax mexicanus (Mexican tetra), 620 nucleotides. RefSeq names its product cytochrome b-c1 complex subunit 10-like. The record is from RefSeq and is a predicted model, not a curated record. Gene Ontology annotation, biological process: mitochondrial electron transport, ubiquinol to cytochrome c. Gene Ontology annotation, cellular component: mitochondrial inner membrane. Bases 274 to 453 code for a protein of 59 amino acids. NCBI's taxonomy places the organism in Eukaryota, Metazoa, Chordata, Actinopteri, Characiformes, Acestrorhamphidae. The transcript has 3 exons.